UACCAUAGAGUGCUGAUUUAUUCCAUGUCUGAAGGGCUCCUUGGGUUCUCGGCAUUUCCUGGUUGGAAUGUGACCGUCCGGUUCUCUUUCUAGGCGAGAGAGAGGACGGAGAGGACGAAGAGCAGAAGGGGCCUGAGCUCAAGCAGGCCUCCCGCCGGGACAUGUACACCAUCUGCCAAACGGCAGGUCUAGAUGGCCUGGCCAAGAAGUUUGGGUUGACCCCCGAGCAGUUUGGAGAGAAUCUCCGGGACAGCUACCAGCGCCACGAGACCGAACAGUUUCCCGCAGAACCCUUGGAGCUGGCGAAAGAUUAUGUGUGCAGCCAGUUCCCCACCCCCGAGGCCGUGCUGGAAGGGGCCUGCUACAUGGUGGCCCUGCAGAUCGCCCGGGAGCCCCUGGUCCGGCAGGUGCUGCGCCAGACCUUCCAGGAGCGGGCAAAGAUCAACGUGGCCCCCACCAAGAAGGGCAAGAAGGACGUGGACGAGGCCCACUACGCCUACUCCUUCAAGUACCUGAAGAACAAGCCGGUCAAGGAGCUGCGGGACGAGCAGUUCCUGAAGAUCUCUCUGGCCAAAGAGGAGGGCCUGCUGACCAUCGACAUCUCCGUGGACAUGAAGGGCGUGGACGGCUAUGGCAACGACCAGAGCUACUUCGAGGAAAUCAAGGCCUUCUACUACCGGGACGAGUUCAGCCACCAGGUGCAGGAGUGGAACCGGCAGCGCACGCUGGCCAUCGAGCGGGCCCUGCGCCAGUUCCUCUACCCACAGAUGGCCAAGGAGCUCACCAACAAGCUCCUGCUGGAAGCCAAGGAGUGCGUCGUCAAG
Thamnophis sirtalis is the source of this 824-nucleotide messenger RNA. The record is from RefSeq and is a predicted model, not a curated record. NCBI's taxonomy places the organism in Eukaryota, Metazoa, Chordata, Lepidosauria, Squamata, Natricidae.